Molecule: messenger RNA, 611 nt
Organism: Pocillopora meandrina
Lineage: Eukaryota; Metazoa; Cnidaria; Anthozoa; Scleractinia; Pocilloporidae
Source: the annotation of a GenBank genome assembly
GUGGCGGCAGUAGUAGUACUAAUAGUAGCAGUAGCAGAAGCAGUAAUAGCAGCAGUAGGAGCAACAGUAACAGAAGAAAUAUUACUAUCAGUGGCAGUAACAGAAGCAGUAAAAGUAGCAGCAGUAGCAGCAAUAGAGGUAGCAGUAGAAAUAUAGCAGUAGCAUUAACAGCAACAGUCUGAACAGUAGUAUCAGUAGUAGCAGUAACAGUAGCAAUACCAGAAGCAGAGGCAGAAGCAGAAGCAGUAGCAGUAACAGUAGCAGUACUAUGAACCGUAGCAGUAGCAGUAGCAGUAGCAGUAGCAGUAGCAGAAACAGUAGCAGUAGUAGUAGUAGCAGUAGCAGUAGCAGUAGCAGUAGCAGUAGCAGUAGCAGUAGCAGUAGCAGUAGCAGUAGCAGUAGCAGUAGCAGUAGCAGUAGCAGUAGCAGUAGCAGUAGCAGUAGCAGUAGCAGUAGCAGUGGCAGUAGCAGAAGCAGUAGCAGUCGUAAUAGCAGAAGCAAUAGUAGUAGUAGUAACAGUAGCAGUAGCAGUAGCAGUAGCAGUAGUAGUAGCAGAAGCAGAAGCAGUAACAGUAACAGCGGCAGUAGCAGUAGCAGAGCAGAAGCAGUAG